GUAGCCAGGCGUAACACAAAAUCAAAGUAGCAACUCUGUGUACUCCGUGUGUCUUCUCCACUCUCUCUCAACACAAAGAAUCUUUCUUCCCCGUUGUUUUCUGCUCUUUGUUCUUCCUUUAAAACGCACACGCCCAGUCGAUCUUUUCACUCCUUUUAAGCUCACCUUAUAGCAUACUAGGUUCACUUUCUCUAAAGCCAACCAUUGUUCCAACACUCUAUUUAUUCUUCCUCUUUACUCCCCCUUUUGUCAGAUUUUCACCACCAACCUCAGCUUCUCCUCCACGGUUCUCUCUUUAUUCCUCUCUCUCUCAGCUCAUCUCUCUCAACUCAUCUCUCUCUCUCUCGUUUUGAUGCCUAUUUAGGCCCAAAGAUACUUGUAACUCAAAAACACAAAUGGAUCAUCACAGCAUGUUAUGUCCUAUUAAGUUCACCGAGCAUCGCAACAUCACGAAGAAACUGACCAACCCGCUGAUCAAGAAAGCAAAAAAGUUCACCGAGAAAAGAAUCGUGAGAAUAUCGGUGACCGACCCCGACGCCACCGACUCGUCUAGCGACGAGGAAGACGAGCUGUUCGGACGGCAGCGGAUUAAGCGCUACAUUAACGAGAUUAGCAUCGAAGCCGGCUGCAAAAAUAACGUUGUUUCAUUACCUAAUGCGAAUGCCAAGAAGAAAAAGAAAGAUAUGAGGGUGAACUCCAAGGCCAAGCCGAUGAAACCGGCUCAAGCCGCGCCGCCGGCUAAUGGGAAUGUGAGGAAGUUUAGAGGGGUCAGACAAAGGCCGUGGGGCAAAUGGGCGGCUGAGAUUAGGGACCCGGCUCGGCGCGUUCGGCUUUGGCUCGGUACUUAUGAUACUGCUGAGGAAGCUGCUAUGGUUUAUGAUAAUGCGGCUAUUAAGCUGCGUGGACCGGAUGCUUUGACUAAUUUUGUCACUCCGGCUCUGAAGGAAAAGCCGGAGGUUAAUAUCGGUUCGGUUUCGGGUUACGAAUCGGGCGAGGAGUCGAAUAAUAAUCUGUGCUCUCCUACUUCUGUUUUGCGGUUCAGAAGUCAAUCUAAUGAAGAAGCCGAAGAAUGCCACUCCGCCAACGAGCCAACAUCCCAUGAACCGGCUGAUCUGAUGGAUCCAAUCUUUGAACCGGUCGAACCGGUCUAUGAAUCCGCCGAACCGUUUUAUCAUGAACCGGUCUGCCACGAACCGGUUCACCCAUUCGUCCAAGAAUGUGAAGACGAGACAUUCAUAAACAGCAUGUUCGACUUUCAGUCGCCGGCGCCGUUGAGUUUCGACGACGACCUCACAUUUUCCGACGGGUUCAGCAACAUUCCGUUUGACGACAACUCUAUUUUCGGGAAUGACUGGUUAAAUAACGGCGAGGAAAUGUCAAGUCAAUGGGUCAACGAUAUCGGGUCACCAGCUUUAUUCCAAGUUGACGAUUAUUUUCAAGAUAUUAACGGCGAUUUUUUCGCCACCGAUGUUCUAAUGGCGAGUUAAUUUUACAGUGAUUUCAUAUAAUGGCGGUAUGUUUUGUCACCGGAUUGUCGAUUAUGAAUCAGACAAAUUUUGUACCGGUGACAUUCAACUUCCGGUCAAGUUAAAAAUAUCGGAGUUAUAUAUAGUAAUAGUAGUAAUAUAAAUGUGUUAUAUUUUCGCUGUAGUACGGCCUCACUUAUAAAUUUAAGUGGGGUGGGGUUUGUUUGCUCGAGUUUUGAUAGGAUUUCACGUUAUACAUGUUUUUUGAAUAAUAAGAAAAAGUUACUGAGUUC
This is a messenger RNA of Daucus carota subsp. sativus, 1759 nucleotides long. RefSeq names its product ethylene-responsive transcription factor CRF4. The record is from RefSeq and is a predicted model, not a curated record. Bases 396 to 1487 code for a protein of 363 amino acids. Gene Ontology annotation, biological process: regulation of DNA-templated transcription. The transcript has a single exon. Gene Ontology annotation, molecular function: DNA binding; DNA-binding transcription factor activity. Lineage: Eukaryota; Viridiplantae; Streptophyta; Magnoliopsida; Apiales; Apiaceae.